Cajanus cajan (pigeon pea) is the source of this 736-nucleotide messenger RNA. RefSeq names its product GCN5L1 family protein (gene BLOS1). Gene Ontology annotation, cellular component: BLOC-1 complex. Lineage: Eukaryota; Viridiplantae; Streptophyta; Magnoliopsida; Fabales; Fabaceae. The record is from RefSeq and is a predicted model, not a curated record. Gene Ontology annotation, biological process: endosomal transport.
UAUGCAGUCUCUACUAACCAGAGAAGUAAAAAAUAUCAUAGAAUCUCUGAAUUCAGUCCAUUUCUGGAUCCAAACUAACAAGUAUUAGCAAAGAGAAGUUAGGAUGAAAUGAAUGAAAAAUCGCAGACAGCAAUGAACAUGAACUCAGAGGCAAAAGGAUUAGAAGGUUCGCUGCAGCAUAUGGUUGAAGUUCACCACCACAAAUCCCUCCUCCUUGCCCACAACACGGAGAAAGCGAAGAAGGACGCGAUUAGGAAGGUGGAGCGCGUUUCUGAUCUCUUGGUGGAAGCCGUGAAUGGUGGGGUCCAAGACUCCUUCAUCAACCAGAAGCGAAUUGAGCUCGAAACUCGAACCCUAGCUGCCACCAUUACCAGGUUCAUCAAGCAAACCGAUCAGUGGCUCGCUGCCACUCAUGCCCUCAACACUGCUCUCAAGGAAAUUGGAGACUUUGAGAACUGGAUGAAGAUCAUGGAAUAUGAUUGUAAAAGUAUCACAACAGCUAUACAGAAUAUCCACCAAGAUUGAUAUGACAAGUUUUCAAGCAUGUCACCAUGUAAUUCUAAAUUUUAAUCCCUUUUCAUUCAUAUUUCUACUGUAGGCAUAAUACCCAAUAUCAUGUAUUAGUUCAUUAGAUAACCAUUUGUCUUUUUUAUUUUUAUUUUUUUCAUUUAUUUGAUUUAUUAGAUAACCAUUUCACUUUGUUUUCAAUGAAGUUAUUGGUUUGGAGAAGCAACAA